AUGACGCUACAAAUUCUGCCAAGACUAUCGAGAAGAUCAUCGACUUCCGCCGCGAAAACGGACCCCAAGAUCAGGCGACUCGUCUCUGCUCUGUCUCUCUAUCUACCCGACUCUCCCUUCUACUCUGUGUUGUCCUCUCUCCCUCCGCCUGACCCGACAAAUCCCACCUCGACGGCAACACACGCCAGCCAAGUCGCCAUCCAAAACUCGCUUCCAAUAUUGGAGGAGAUUGUUUCGUUGAUUGAAGCUGAUGAAGGCCAGAGAAUCGAAAGAGAGGUCACCAACCGCCGUCAGCGGCUCAACGCCGCAGGUCCCGAAGAGAUAGCACGAGAAGUCAAGGGAGAAGUGUUUGAACAUUCACGACUCCCAUAUUUUUAUGACGAGAUUCUUAACCAUCCGAACACCUCCGACGAGUUGCGACGUACGACGGAGUCGAAACUCCUUCGACAUAAACAGGAGUACUUGUAUGCUCUACCAACGACCGAUGAUAAAGCAGGCUUGAAGUCAAAAUUGGCAGCGGAGGUCAAGGAUCUCGUGGAUGGCAUUGUCCUACUAAAGAUUGGAGAUGAAUUGGCAUGGAACAUGUAUAUCGACGGGAAGGAUACUGAUACCAUAGAGGGAUAUGGCUACGAGAACAUGCGGCAAUUCGUGGAGUUGUUCCCGUCGGCAAAGCUCUCGCAGCUUAUUCGAGGGUACUCCUUUUACAUGAGCAUUCCUCUGUCCGAGAACGAGGACAAGGAAAAUGAAGAUGGCGAACCAGCCCCGGAUCCAGAUCCGGUAGAAGCCUUUGACAACAUGCUGGAGGCUUUUUCAAGCCUACAAUCAUCAAUCUUCGCCCACCGCGUGAUUGCCGAAGUACAUCUGCUUGAGAUGGACAAUCCUAACGCCAUUGUUGUUGCCGAGGCUGGCUUGGGACUCGUGCGAAGGACAAGCAGGAACAUAGGCAGCGACCUCUCACUAGUCCGCAAGGCUUUCAACGUCGUUCUGGCAACGUCAUUGGUACAUCAUUACCCUCCCAAGCACCACUCCCGAGCCCUCCGCGUCAUCGACGAGGUCCUCGAAUUCGAUGCCGAUAAUGUACCCUGUCUGAUGGGCCGUGGGUAUAUCUGCCAACAUGCGAAGAAAUGGCCUGAGGCGAGUCAGCUCUUCUCGCGCGUCGUGAGACUGAUACCCGAGAGUCUUGAUGACGGGCUGCGUGCGAAGGAGGAACACGCGUGGUGUUUGGUACACAUGGACCAGGUCAAGGAAGGCGCGGAUCAGCUCCAACAAACUCUCGACAUUCUCGAUAAUCUGAACGGGAGAGGCGAGGACAAGGCACGUUGUUGGUGGCGACUGGGCCGGGCACACUGGGAGAUGGGAGGUCCAGAAUUAGAAACAGCCUACAGCAAUUUCAUCAAAGCACUCAAGUGCUCCUCGACCUUCGCGCCCGCAUUCACGUCGCUGGGCAUUUACUAUGCUGAAGUGGCCAAUCCUGCAGACCCGAAUCGUGCCUCUAAGUGUUUCCAGAAAGCGUUCGAGCUCGACGCGCGAGAGGGAGAUGCGGCUAGAAGGCUUGCCGAAGGGUUUGCUGAAGAGAGUGAAUGGGACCUUGUGGAGAUUGUUGCGAGACGGACGAUCGAAGGUGAGGGCGGGCUGGAGGGAGGAGAGGUGUCUAAUCAGGGACCGGCUGGGAGAUAUCUGCCUACCAACGCAUGGGCGUGGAAGGCUGUAGGUGCGGUCGAACUGAACCGACAGAAAUACUCGUCUGCUAUCCAAUCCUUUCAAGUCGCUCUUCGUGUGGACCAAGACGACGAAUUAUCAUGGCUUCGUCUGGGCGAGGCUUAUAUCAAAGCUGGCCGUCACGUCGCUGCUACGAAAGCUCUCGCUCGUGCUCAGGAAUUGAAGCCCGACGACUGGAUAUGCUCGUACUUCCUCGGUGAGGUCGAACGCCAGACGGGUCAAUUCCAGGAAGCGAUCACAACUUUCGAAAAGAUCCUGGAGAAUCGCCCCUCAGAGCCCGGUGCUCUUAUGUCUCUUGCUCGAACAUACUUGGACCUUGGCUUGGAGGAGAGAUUCACUGGCUUGACCGCCAGAGCUGAAAGUUCGUUCAUCAAGACUCUCCGUGUUUCUCUUGACUUCCUAGAUUCGACUGCGGGAUUCAGGAGCGUAGCCUGGAAGGCUCUCUCUGACGCUCUCUACUACCUUUCCCAAGCCUCUUUAUUUGCAGACGACAACGAAAUUCGAGACAUCCUUUCCGAAGUCCGUGGUCUCAUUCAACUAGAUACAGGCGAACGACUUGCUGGUAUAAUACCUGUCCCAAUAGAAAUCCCAGCUAUCGUCACAAGUUUAGAUGUUCUCAAGGCCGCCGUUGUCGCGUUCAAUCAACGUAUCUCCGUUAGUCUACCGAACUCUUCGGCUACAGGAAGCGCCUGGUUCGACUUGGGAGUAGCGUUGAACUCGCUGGCUCGCCGGCUGUCGCCCGGGGAGCAGCUUGUAAAGGCAGAGAAACAGGCGGUGAGCUGUGUCGUCGAGGCCCUGCGAAACGACCCCAACGAAGAAGGAUAUUGGGUCGCUCUGGGAAAUAUUCAUUUCGAACAGCAGCCAAAAUUGUCGCAGCACGCGUAUAUCAAGGCGCUGGAGUCGAAUUCGAAAAAUCCUGCGACUUGGACGAGUCUGGGGUUGUUGUAUCUGCAUCAUGACGAUCCGGAACUUGCCAAUGAGGCUCUAUAUAAGGCCCAAACACUAGAUCCAGACUACACUUUGGCCUGGGUAGGUCAGGCCCUAGUAGCAACACGCAACGGACAUGAUUCGACGUCGACGUCGCUACUCGAGCAUGCAGUCAGUCUUACCGCAGAUAUCCCCGAAGCAGACCUUGAGUUUGGGAAGCGGGUGUUCGCUCGGCAUUCCCAGACCGUGCGUUCCCAGACUCUCGCCACCUCCGAUCUGUUUCCAGCGUUCUUCGUGUUGGACCGGUACGUCAAACAACGACCAGACGAUGCGUCUGCCCUCCACCUUUUCAGUCUCGUUUGCGAGCGAGUGGGCCAUGUUGAACGCGCUAUCGAGCUCCUCACAAGCGCGAUCGCCAUCCUGGAAGCCGCUUAUGAAGAUACCGAGGACCCCAUCGUCGAGCAGCAGUUCGUCAUCGCUAACACGAGCCUCGGGAGACUGCGUCUCACUGCGCACGACUAUUCCGGCGCAAUUGAGCCGUAUCAGACUGCGUUGGGAUUGCUGUCUUCAAAAGAAGAGGAAGAGGACAUCGACGAAACCACGAGGGUCCUGCUCACACAAUGCCGAUUUGGGUCAGCUUUGGCGAGCGUGAAGCUAGGUGAGGUGGAGGAAGCUCUGGAUUGGUUCGAUCAAGCGCUGCAGUCUGCAGGUGAGGAUGCCCGAAUGAAGGGCCAUAUCAGUGUGCUUCUGGCUCAGACACUUUGGAUAUUGGGCACGGAGGAAAGUCGGGAGAGCGCAAAGACCCAACUGCUCGAAUGCAUUGAAGCUGAUUCGGAGAAUUUGAACGCCAUCAACGUCCUGGCAGCACUGGGUAUAUCGACAGACGACGACAGUCUCGUCGACGCCGCACUCUCCGAAAUUCUGGCCCUCCCACUCGAUCGCCGACAGGAGCGAGAUCCCCAGCGGAAUGUUAAUCAUCUCAUACUGCAACAUCACCUAGGACAAGGUGAUAUUAUUGAGGCACUCUCCCAAGCGCAAAAGGCGGUUGUCGCCGAACCUUCUCGACAAGAUGCUAGAUAUGCACUUGCGUCGUUUACAUUACAGAGCGGGGAACCAUCUGCUGCUCGAGCAUCCCUUGCAGGCUUUGACGACGACAUCGAAAGUUCAAGGAAGUCGCUCGGUCUUUCUGCAGUGGCCGAGGCGCAGAGUGAUCACGAUUCAGGCAGCGCAAGACGUUUGGCACAAAAAGCGGUGAUGUUGAGUCCCUGGGUAAGACACAAUUGGGAAGCACUAGCAUAUGUGCAGAGUCGAUAG
Heterobasidion irregulare TC 32-1 is the source of this 3960-nucleotide messenger RNA. RefSeq lists its product as uncharacterized. Gene Ontology annotation, molecular function: protein binding. Bases 1 to 3960 code for a protein of 1319 amino acids. The record is from RefSeq and is a predicted model, not a curated record. The transcript has 12 exons. NCBI's taxonomy places the organism in Eukaryota, Fungi, Basidiomycota, Agaricomycetes, Russulales, Bondarzewiaceae. Gene Ontology annotation, cellular component: Ski complex.